GAAACAAUGAGCCACCGGUACAUCUUCAAGUACAUCAUCAUCGGUGACAUGAGCGUCGGCAAGAGCUGCCUCAUGCACCUCUUCACCGAGCAGCGCUACCGCAAGGACCUCCCGCACACCAUCGGCGUCGACUUCGGCACCACCAUUGUAGACAUCAACGGGGAGUUGGUGAAGCUGCAGAUGUGGGACACGGCGGGGCAGGAGCGCUUCCGCUCCGUCACACGGGGGUACUACCGCGGGGCGGCAGGGGCGCUGCUUGUCUACGAUAUUAGCCGGCGCGCGACCUACUCCCACAUCGGGACCUGGCUGACCGACGCCCGCGCCAACACCGGACCCAAUACCGUCUUCAUUCUUGUCGGUAACAAGUCCGACUUGGAGGAGCAGCGGGAGGUGUCGUACGAGGAGGCUGCCCAGUUCGCCGCCGAGAACAACCUUCUCUUUGUGGAGUGUAGCGCGCUGAACGGCAACAACGUCGAGGACGCCUUCAUCUCGACCGCGCGGAAGAUUCACGAGAGGGUGAAGAGUGGGGUGAUGAGCCCGACAGACCCGGAGAGCGGGGUGCAGCUGCAUGCGGCCGCCAUCCCGACCUCGACGAGCACCAGCGGCGGUGGGGCUGCCGUAAAUUUGAACUCCGGCAACACCGGCGCAGCCACCGCUGCGGAGUCGAGCUGCUGCUGA
Molecule: messenger RNA, 678 nt
Organism: Leptomonas pyrrhocoris
Lineage: Eukaryota; Euglenozoa; Kinetoplastea; Trypanosomatida; Trypanosomatidae
Product: putative mitochondrial ras-related protein rab-14
Exons: 1
Coding region: 7-678 (223 amino acids)
Cellular component (GO): Golgi apparatus
Molecular function (GO): GTPase activity; GTP binding
Source: RefSeq, a predicted model, not a curated record